AUGUCCAGUAUGUUUAGAAUACCAAGUUCUUUGCGUGUUUUUAGUGGGUCAAGUAAACAGAUCUUCACUUCAAGAGGUAAGAUGUUAUUUUUCGAUCAUGUAGCAUUUAAACGAUUGAAGUAUCACUUAUAAAUUUGCUUCUCAGUUUUGUGUGAAUAAUAUUUGCGUGUGGCUUGUGCAGUGCUUUGAAGCACUGCAACAUUAUUUUCUGCUCUUUUCAUUGUAAUCCUUUGAAGACUAUAAUCAUGGAUCAGGGAAACUUUUUAUUGUUCAUAUUUCUUGAUUUUAUGGUUAGCCGAAGUUAUAUGAAAGGCAGAACUUGGACAGUUUGCGUCAUUAUUUCCCAUGGUACAGAGCGUACAUGACAUACAUGUACUUCCGUUAACUUCAUCCAUAUAGUAGUGUUUACGAGAAUAAUUAUAUAGGGGAUCAGUUAGUCUCUCAUUUGUGAUUAACAGAUUUUAACACUGAAAACUUCUCUUGCUUUUGCCAUUUAUUAAUAACUUGUUAGUUACAAGUGAGGUUUGUUGGUUUGUACUUUGAACUGUGUUUUCAAAAUGCAAAUUUGAUCAUCGAUAUGACAUAACAAUCAGAUCCAGGUAACUUGCUUAGACAAUUUUUUUCUCUUUUAAGUUGUAUGGUUUUUCAUGCGGCACAUUCAUGAUUGCAUAUGUGUUUGUCAGUGUAGAAGUAUCUGAUGAGGCACUUUUGAGCUGGUUUUCUGAUAAAAUCAAAGACCACAUGGUAAUAUGUGACAAGAAACACAGUUCUCUGUAGUCUGAAGAGCACAUACCAUGGUGUUUUAAGCAUGAUAAAGGGUCUUCUGCCAAUUACCAUUGUAAAACCUGUGUAGAAUGUUGGUAGAAUGAGAGAAAAAAGUUGCUGCUGUGUGAAGUGUUUUUCAGCUUUUUGCAUUCUUCCAGCAUUCCAUACUGGUAAACAUACAUACAGUAGUUCCUUUUACAAAUCAAUAAAUCUUAUUUGAAUGCAACAUUUAUCUAAUAGAUGAUAGCUUUUUUACUAAUAAACUCUCAUAUCUUUGUUUGAUAUCAUUUUUAUAAGAGGAAGCCUUACAACCUACUUAAGAUAUUUUCAUGUCUCAUCACAAAAUGAAAUGGCAUCUUUGCAACUAGCCACCCCUAUGUACCGACCAAAAAAUGUUGUUCUGACUACAGGCCCACACAAUUAGCUUAGUUUACUACUUCCUAGUAAUAACUAAAGGUUAGGAAUUAUGAGUGACGUUGAUGGAAAUGCUCUUGAUCCAUCCAAUUUUUCCAAGCAUUUUAUUAUAAUUUUCUUAUUACGGUAUUGUUUCAGAACAGUCCCUUAAGGGAGAAAGGUUAAUAACAUUUGAUUCUUUCCAAGAGCUAUAUCUGCCGUAAAUUUAAAAAAUAAUAAUAAAAUAAAAUGUGGUAGUGGCAUUUUUUCCUAACCUACUUGGAGACAAGCAGUCUUAGAAUUGACAAACAAAGCAACAGUAUACCUUCCCCCCCCCCCGACUCUUCUUGGAGCGCCUCAAGAGACAGGCUCACAAUGUUUUUAACUGGCUGUAGCAGUACACAUUACAUGUACACAUCGUAGAUUGAUAGUCUGAGAAAUAAAUGUCUUUGUUUUUCCUUUUCUUUUUGUGUCUUUCCAGAAUGUGUAAACUUUUGUAGAUUUUCUUCUGCAAGGAGACUCCACAUUCUUGGAUCAAGAGAGUUGAUAAAACCCUCUGCUCAUAAAACAUUGGGAGUUUUCAAUCAUAGCCAAGAAAAAAGUUGUAGAAGCAUUUCAUCCUCUAGUGAUGGGGAUAAAGACAAAAACGGCAAGGGAACUGGAAACCAGUGGAGCUGCCCAAAGUGUGGGAAUCCAUGUACUACAGUAGAACGUAUGUAUAUUUGACCCCAACCCAUAAAAUUAAUAAUUGCUUGAGGUUCUUAAGCCAUGGAAAAUCUGGUUGAAAGGUGUUCAAUGGAAUGGUACAUUUAAAUAUGGUCUGAUUGGAACAAUUUGGUAUAUUGAAAGUACCUUUGUCAUAAUGUGGGUGGAGGAGGGAGGGGGGCAUAUUAAAUGCUUAAUUUGGUCUUCUUUUUACUUCUUCUCCAAAGUUGCUUGAAUUAUUGCAGAACAUUGUCCAGAACUUUAUAUUCAAAUUUAGUCUUGCAUUUGUAAAGUAAAGGAAAGAGAAUGCCUAUCUCUGGGUUUGGAAGGAACAAAAAUGAAUAGACAUUCCUUUGUUUAUUUUGUUUUUGUAUUCUUUUUUGUUAAUUUUGUCUUUUUUUGUUAUAUUUUUCAGCUACCACUCGUUUUGUGCAAUGUGAUAAGUGUCAUCACUUUUUCUUAAUCUUAUCGGAAUCAGAUACAGCUAAGCGGUACAUUCAUGUUAAAUAUGAUAAAGCCUCAGGCAGUGAAGCAGACAAACAGAACAAAGCACUACAAAGUCCUCCACCACCUCCCAGAAAGGUAUGGGAGUACAUGUACAUGUAGCAUAUUGCUGCAUAAUGUAUUUAUGACACAUGAUUGAUACAUGUUUAUUCAGUAGCCAUGAAUCUCUCUGAAACCUUGGCCUUCAAAAACACAUUUAACAUAUCAUUUAAAUGGCAGACAAUAAGGACAAAGAAUCAUUCUCUUUUAAAUAGCAAAACUGACUGCUGCACUGGGCAGAAGCCCAACAUAAUGCAAGCAUCAGUCCCUGCUUAUUUACAUGUACAUAGAUCUGAAAGAUAUAAAUGUGUUUAUACUGCAGAAGCAGUCAAACAAGAAAAAUGCUUAUAACAGACUCUGAAGUACAGAUCUAUGAUUGGUAGUCUAGUAAAGUUAUGAUCAUGCCUGCUGCCGGUCAGAAAAAAAAAACCUUAACUGAGGAGGAAACCUGAACUGGCUCCUAAAAGCAGAGCCAGACACUUAACAUGAACCUUAUGGGAGAGAGGUUGAACUAAAAUAACAAACUAUAAAGACGUUACAGGUCAAGUUUGAUUUCAGGUUAAAUUUGAUUUAACGUAGGUUGAUUCUCAAUUUCCUUUGUUUCCUAGCCCUAAGAGACAAAGGAAAUUGAGAAUCAACCUAGGUUAAAACAAUUUAACCUGAAAUCAAAUUUGACCUGUAACAAAUACAUGGAGUACAAGCUGCAAUUGAUUUAAAAUACACGAAAAGAGACAAGGGUAAAAUCAAAUCAAGCCAGCAGCGAUGUCAGCUUUAAUCGAAUGAGUCACCUUAGUAAAAUCCCGCCCUUUUAUACCCACUUCUCCAUGACAGCUAGACCUUUCCUGUAUUCCUGUAAACAAAGGUGCCAAAUCAAGACUCGGUUGGACAAAAGACAUUGAUUUGUAUGGAAUUGUCCACCGAAAUCUCCUAGCAAUGACCUCCAACCGAACCAGGCACCCAUAACUCUAACUUGCCAACCUGACAGUCUGUUAAUUUUUUCAUCAUCAAUGAUUUGAAUUAAGUAUUGAUGAUGUUGUCGUUGUUUGAAUAAUUAUUAUAGGAGCAUUGAAAUGACUAGAACAUGAUAAAAUUAUUUUCCUGCAGAUAUAUGAAUACCUAAACAAGUAUGUGAUAGGUCAAGCACAUGCCAAGAAGGUGUUGUCAGUUGCUGUUUAUAAUCAUUACAAGAGACUAUCAGUUAACUUGCCACAAUCCCAGCAAGCCUCAACACCUGCUGAAGUCAAACCAGUUCCUGUACAAAGACAGUACGCUGGAUCACCACAAGGUACUCACUGCUUCAAUGAGCACAGUUUUCCAUUAUUUCAUACUUGCAUGAUACAUGUGUAUACUUGUUUAAUGUGCCAUGUCUUUAAUCAAACUGUUUGGUAGUUUUUUGUUUGUUUUGCAAAAGUUUAAACAGGUCAGCAGUGUCCUUCUUGACCACGGUUUCCUUUGAGAACAAAUAGAUUUGCAUAUUGUAUGCAUGGAAUUUAGUUUUCUUCCAGGUCAACUGAUCAAAUUUAUAACAUGCAAUAAUUUGUUUUCAUUAUUAAAACAUAAAACGCUUUUGAUCCAUGGCAUUUUAUUCAAUGGAAAUGGAAUCACUUUGAAGGCUUUUGGUUAUAUUCCAUAUUGCUUAUUUUGUUUUGUUUUGUUUUAGACAAAUGCCUUAGCUUGGUGUACAUGUACAUGUAUUAAUUUAUCUUAACUUAAACUGGUGAAUGCUUUUCCCUUUUUAAAAGAAUUACAGAUGCUCAUGACACAAACAUCCAAUCUCAAUUCUCCAUUGGGAGCUAGUGGUGUUCACUCACCUGCACAACUACGUGAACAAGCUGGGAGUGACAUACUAGACUCAGAUGUAGAAAAGAUUCAACUGGACAAGAGUAACAUCCUUCUGUUAGGGCCAACUGGCUCAGGUAAAGAACAAAACAUUUUAGGGAUGAAAAAAGAAAAAAAGACAAAUUUUAAGCUCUGUAGUAUUUUAGAAAGGACUGUAGUACCUGUUCUGUAGUCAACCUGACUAGCUAAAUAUCUUUAGACUCCUUCAUAGGAUUUAAACCUAAGUGUAUUGAGAAGUGAAUAAAAUGUGACAAACACUUCACCUAAACUGCAUGGCAAAUUAAUUUCAGUCAUUUGUUUGUUUACUGUAGCUACUUCAAAGCUUGACAAUGCAAUUCGAUCUUGUGUGUGGUAACUUGUAAUUUCAUUUCAAUUAUUAUUUUGUUAUUGCAGUAGCCAUUUGUGGGGGGUAAAAAAGUCAGGUUCUUUCUUUUUCACAUAUACAUUUUGCGACCACUUUCUAAAACUGUUUUUUUUUUCCUCAGGUAAAACACUAUUAGCACAAACAAUAGCUCGCUGCCUUGAUGUGCCAUUUACGAUAUGUGAUUGCACUGCCUUGACACAAGCUGGAUAUGUGGGUGAAGACAUUGAAUCUGUGAUUGCCAAGCUCCUACAGGUUGGUUUAACCAAUUGUUAUAAAAGGAAAGUCUUAAAAUUAUAUCAUACCUGUAGUUCCGCUAAAGCAGGGUCAAAAUUAGUCACAAUAAACACGAUCAUUUCUCUGGUUUUGGAUUACUACUGUGUACUUUGAAGAAUAGCUUGUUCACACACCCUCUUUUUUCUCUUCAAAGUUCGUCUAGCGCGCCUGAUAAAAAAUCAAAAACCGCAGGAGAUUUAUUGACCGCCAGUGCAAGGGGGUAGGGGUGGGGGAACUGUGUACAGACUACUUGAAAAAGUGUUGGAAUUUCUUUUCAUGAUAUUAAGUCACUUCGUUCCAGUUGUAAUUUCAAUUCUUUUGUUAUUUUGCUUUCCUACCUACAAUUAACAGGAAGCUGGAAACAAUGUUGAAAGAGCACAGCAAGGUAAACUUUUGAUUUUUGCCUCCAACUGAUUAUUAUUAUUAUAUUUUAAAAAAAAGCUCUGUCGGCUCCAUAGAAAAUAAUUCUGACUUCACGUUGUGUUGCUUUCUCAGGGAUUGUAUUCUUGGAUGAAGUUGACAAGAUCAGUUGUGUUCCUGGAGUGCAUAACUUAAGAGAUGUUGGCGGAGAGGGAGUACAGCAGGUAAAACGUUCAGCAAAUUCUAAUCUCCAAGCUUUUCCCUAAUCUCCUUCAAGAUCAACCAUACCUGUUGCGUGUACUAAAAACUUGGAACACGAAACAUCCCGCAACACUCUAGAACACGUCACGUUAGGGGUAGGGUUACUAUUUGUCUUUUUCCUUUUACCCGUUGUCAGGUUUGCAGCAUGAGUGUACCAGAGUGUUGAAGUGUGUUCUGGUGUUCAAGGUCUUAGUACAUGCUGCCUGCUUUGAGAAAGAUGUCUAUCACUAACACACUUACCUAAUACAAUUGGGGAAGAGGAAAGGGGUAGGGGGGCCCGGGAGAAUAGGGGCGGAGGGGUACGGGAGGCGGAAGAUCAGAAGAAAGAACUGGAGGUGAGAUUUAAAAAAAUGCGGUAGGCGGAAGAAAUAGGGGGAAAUUAAACGACUGUGCUUACAAAAAUUAUCUAAAAAGGGCUUAAGGGAGGAAGCCAGGAAAAAAAAGGGGUCUGGAGGUUUAGACCCUCUGUGCCCCAGUAUAGCUCAUAGCUUUCGAAACAAAGGCAGUCAGUGGAGUUCUUAAUUUAGUCAAAAAUACCUAUUCUUAGCGAAUUAAAAUUACGUAAAACAGCAAUUGUUUAAAGAGAGACUUGCUCGUCAGUUAUUUUACAUGGUGCUUCAAUUAUAAUUUCAUUACUAUUAAGUGCUUAUGAAUUAUGCUAAUUUUUUGGUGGUUUAAGAAAAUUAUUUUGAAGUUCCUUGUUCCAUUUGGUCAAUACAUUUGCUUUACUUGGAUUCUCUUCUUGUGGUUGGCCUCGUUUCACCUAGCUUUCAAUUCAACUCUUUUAAUGUCUUACUUCAAUACGUGUUAAAAUUACGUAUAUUAUGACUGAUGAAAUAUCUUCUUAUCUCAGGGUUUGUUGAAGAUUCUUGAAGGUACAGUGGUGAAUGUGCCGGAGCGAAAUUCACGUAAGGUGCGAGGUGAAAGCGUGGCUGUGGAUACUAAAAACAUUUUGUUUGUGGCAUCUGGAGCCUUUAAUGGACUGGACAAAAUUAUUAAGAGAAGAAAUCAGGAGAAGGUACGGUUACAGAAAUUCAUUAAAGCAACGUUGAAGUUACAAUCUUCAUACGCAGCAAAAAUGCGAGUCUAUCAUCACUAUUUGGGUGGCAGUUUUUUGACCAGCCCCACACUGUACGUAGCUGCUAUGAGAGAGAUACACAUGUAUAGAGUCACGGUUACGUACGGCAAACAGCAAAUGGCAGAUUCAAGUUAAGAGUUUCUCAAAAUAGAAAAUAAGUAGAUAAAAACAGUUUUUAAAACAGUUCUUAUGGGUGGAAACUCGAACUCUGAAGAGAAACGAAAAAUAGUUUGAGUUAGCGGGGGAAUUAGAGUUAUUGGGGUAAAUUUAAGUGAAAUUUUGAUCAAGGGAAAGGAAAUUUAGUUCGAGUUAGCGGGGAAUUCGAGUUGUCCGAGUUCGAGGUAUCGAGGUUCUACUGCAAUUUGAAAGUUAUAAUUUUUUUGUGGAAGUAAAGAACAGUUUAAGACGAAUAAAGGGAAAACUUGGUCACGUGGUACAAAUUCACUUUUGCCGUUUGGCGCAAACGUGAGUCUAAAUGUCAUUUACAAUGUACUCCCAAUACAAACUGGAGUAAGGUUGUAUGGGACAAACGUUGUUGAUUGAACUGAUCCUUGGACACGUAUUUCCAAAAGGUAUCGCUGCACAUUUUGCAGAAGUGAAUGAAAUCAUCACCAACUUGUUAAAGGAAAGCCCGCGAACAGCAUUAGUCAAACAUACUCCUUUAUUUAUGAUUGAUACUAGCUUAGUAAAUUACAUGAGUAUUCUGAUGCUUUUGGAAUUCUUCCGUUUUUAACAAAAAGACCUAGAAGAGUGGUAAAGACCGGAUACAUGUAGACUUGAAGACUCCUUUUCUCUUUCCAAUAUAAUUCAUUAAACUCGAGGAAUGUCUUUCUACAGUAUUUUUUUCGUCAUAUCGUCCUUUACUCACUAGUCUUUCUUCAAUCCAGGUGAUUGGUUUUGGAGCUCCAAUAAGUGACCGUGGCUCGAAAGAGAAAGAGCUAGACAUCUUCAAAAAUUCCCAGCCGGACGUUCGCGAAGACAAUGCUGAGCGGGACAAGCUGCUUAGCCAGGUAGAAGCGCGGGAUCUUGUCGAGUUCGGGAUGAUACCCGAGUUCGUGGGUCGUCUUCCGGUGGUGGUAAGCUUACACUCCUUGGAUGAAGGUUCUCUGGUUAAGAUUCUUACCGAGCCUCGAAAUGCCUUGGUGCCGCAAUAUCAAGCACUGUUCAGCAUGGACAAGGUGAGUGAUCUCCAUACGUAACCUCUCUGUUGCGAACUGUCGACCUGGUUCCAAACUUCAUACAGUUUUGCUAUUUAACUGGGCCGACUGAACUUUCGCAAAGACUUCUGGGUCGAUUACUGGGGACAAGGAGAACAAUUGCCCAACAGCUGACUGGUGUGACAGUGAUAUGGGCAUCCCCAUUCCCAAAACCCUAGUGAUAUGUGCAUCCCCUUCUCAUAUCACCUUAGCGAUUUGGGUUAGGGUUAGGGUUAGAGUUACAGGGGAUGCCCAUAUCGCUAGGAUUUUGGGAAUGGGGAUGCUCAAGACGUGGGGAUACCCAUGUCACUGUGACACCGGCGCGUCCCCAGUGACGAUCGCAGGAGUAUUUGCGAAAGUUCUCUCAACCCAAUUUCCUUAUAGAUCCCAAAUUUAAUGACAUACAGUUCUUUUAAUACGUACACAUCUCUGUUGUGGACAGUUUUAUGAGUUCCAGAGAUACAAAACUUCAUACAGUUGUCACUGCCUCUAUAGUAUGGACAUAUCUCUAUCAUAGACAGUUUUCUGGGUCCUAUAGAGACACCAAACUUCGUACAGUUCCUCCUUCUCUAAUACUCUUGUCCCAAGAAAUGCCAAACUUCGUACAAUGGCUAACUCUACAAUACAUGUACGAACACAACUCUGUAAGGCAGGCACUUGGCUCUGUCCCUUUGCUGUCCGCAAUAAGGUUUUGUCUAUAAACAUAAAACAUUAUAAAAGCAACAGUGCUCGCAUUGGCUAGCAACACCUUUUCUAAUCUAAUGUAAUGAUGAUGAUGAUGAUGAUUAUGACUGUACUUCUGUACUCCUCGUAUGACAAAACUACAUUUCGUUUGUUUCAUUUUCUCGUAAAUUGUGCAUCAUAAAUAUAUUGUCCUGUGAUCAUAAUUAUAAUAAUUAUAUGGACCCUAUAAUCAAAUAUUUCUUUGUCUUUGUUUGUUAGGUUGAGCUGAAUCUCAGUCCUGAUGCCUUAAAGUUGAUUGCCAAGAAAGCUUUGGAAAAGAAGACUGGUGCUCGCGGCUUGAGAGCGAUACUGGUACGCACAAAAACGAUCAAUAGUUAUCAGUACAACAAAUAAUUUAACUUUUUGUUUAAUACAAGGUGUUUCAAAAGUUCGUUCCGAUUGUAAAUUGUAUUUUGCGCAAAGCAUUUAAUGCUUCCUUAGGCAAAUGUAAACUGAUUCAGGUAGGAGAUUUAUCUAAAUAACCGUUCAAAGCAAUUUCAAAGUAAAAUUUGAAGAAAUUAUGAAAUUUUGUAAAUUUUUUCCCCAAAUGUGCACGUACGUGAAUUUUUUUCCCGCCAUAUUUUUCCUGCCCAUUUUGUAGGUUUUCUGUUUUCGUUUUUUUGGCGUUUUCUUUUGUUUUCUCUACUCUUUCACGAAAAUGAAGGCGUACACUGUUUGUGCUAGAGCUCAGGCAUCUAUUUUUACGGUACUCUGUCCAUUUAGUCAAAGAAAUUGUCAAAUUGUUGAAGAAGUCUGAACGACGAGAGAACAAGUGGUCAAAAGUAAAGACCUUACAAGACAAACCAAGGAGUAGAUGGCCGGGUUUUUUUACAAACUGUGUGAAAAAUGUUAUCGAAAAAGCUUUAAGCAUAUGCGUAAUAAUUCAACAAGACUGAAAGGUAAAAAGAAAACUUCAACUUCACAAUAUCAAAGUUUCGAGCACAACGGUAUGGGGAUAUGUGACCAACAAAGAUUGGAAAGCCUUGAAGAGAAAAAAGGCGGUGCACACUUCAUGCAGGCAUGGCAUCAGAAGAAUUUGCAAACUUUAUACCAAAGGACGACCGGCCGGCAAACUCACGUGAUGCGAACUCUCUAGUAACCAUCUGGAUUAUCGUUGAUGAGACAACAUACAAAGAUUCAGCCCCCAUAACACUGGACUAGCUAAGACAGCGACCACACUUCACCUGGAAAAUUUUGAAUUUAGACACGUUAUGGGAGCUCGUACAUUCUAUACCUCACCGCCCAGAAAAUGUCAGAAAUCAUAAAGGAAGACAUUCUGGCUGCUAAUAUUUCAGUUAGUCAAUGUUAAAUGAAUAAUGAAUGACAUGCUUAGGUUUACAAAAGUUAUCUUUAAUAAUCAUUGAAAUUUAAGCGAAGAAAAAAAUCGGAACGAACUUUUGAAACACCCUGUAGAAGUGUCAGAUGUUAUUCGUGUUAAUUUUCCAAACGUUUGGCAUCUACAAUCGGCAACAAAAUUAGUUGACACGCUUUGCCCUAAAUGGCCUCUCUGACCAACUUAAAAAAGAGGAAAAUACAGCUUUUCCUCUCCCACCCACUCCAUUCAUAUUGUGCCGCUCAGUGUUCGAGCUACCUGUAGAAAGCAAAAAAGUUCCCCAACUUUGAAUUCAGCGGAGGGGGAGAUGUGUGAAUUGUUUUGUUUUCCGAAGUUUUCUCCAUUUGAGGCAAAGUCUCAACAAUUUUGUCGCCGAUUGCAGCCCUAUAUCUAUGGGAUACAGCAACUGCGGCAUCGGGUAUCGAAUUCGAAAUAACGCGGGUAGCAUUGCUAGAUUGGCAAGUCCCAAAUUCAAGAAUGAAAUACAUCUCCUGCUGUUAUUGCCGUAAAGCUGACGCUAUGCAUCUAAACGUCAUCGAUGGUGUGUAGUCAAUUGUUAUGUCCACAAAGGUGAAUGAGAAAACCGAAGCUCUUUAACGAACUUCAACUAAGAACCUUAUAAUUACAUUUUCAAAAAUCCAUCUCGAACUCGCAUGUCUCUUUCUUUCUUACUCAUUCGGAACUGAAACGAUUAAUACUUUCAUACACUCCCGUAGUUCCCUUGAAAACCAUACCCGAUUCCAGACCAAAAUGGGCAAAGUGUAUACCCGUUUCAGACCAAAAAGGCCCCCAAACCCUAACCGUUGGGGCGGCACAUACCUAUAUGCCUUUUAUAAGAGAGUACCCCCCUGGGAUUUACGUAAGCCUCCUGGAUAAAACUUGCGGAGAUUCCAACAGGAAUCUAGCCUUUGACCUUUCGAUUACUGGCUGCCAGCCUGGAGUUUGGGAGGCUACAGGUACAAUUUCCGCAGUGGACGGUAGAAUUGUCUGUCAGUCUUUGCCUCACGUUCGUGACUUCAGUGACUUCAAGUGACUUUGUGACUUCAGUGAACGUUCUCACCAUCGUUCUUUUGUGACGUCGUUUUCUCCCCCAUGUUACAGAUGUGCAGGAAACUGAGCAAACUUUGGCCGUUUUUUGUCCGGCCCAUACGCUAUGUUAUUGUAUUUGAGGCUUGACUUUCUUUUCUCUCUUUUGACAUUAUUUCUGCUUAUUUUAGGAAAACUUACUACUUGAACCCAUGUUCGAUGCUCCGGGCUCUAACAUCCGGGCGGUUUUCGUAGAUGAACACGUGGUAGAAGGGAACAAAAAGGCUGAAUACGCAAUGGCCCCAGAAGAAGAUGUUCCAGCGGAUGGAACUGAAGGAUUUAACGAAGAAGAAGAAAGAUAUGCUGGAGACGCUUCUUCAAGAGUUUAAAAACAACAACGACAAACAAACAAAUGUGUAGAUUAAUAGAAACUAUUAUCGGAACCUUUUGUUGCAGCGUUUGUUUUUUUGUCUCUUUUUUUAAUUCCACUGGCAAAUUGCUUGUGACAUGUAAAGAAAAUAUUUGAACCUGAGGUGAUUUUCUGUUACAGAGAGCACAAAUAAUAGGUUUGGUCUCAAAAGAGAUAAACCUACACCUCAAAAGUGACAGUUUUAUUCUGGCUGUCUCAGGCUGUUGCAUCUGACUGUGUAUUACUGAUUUUACCUCAUGUUUAAGACUGUCAUCUAAAUUCUUAGCUUAUUCUUAGCACCAGCGUAUUUGUUUUUUCUUAUUAACAUUUUGGUUAUACUCAUAUAUCUAUGUAUAAAGACAUAAAUUACAUCGCUUAUUAAUGUACCAUAUACCACGCGUUAAAAUGUCCUUGAAUUAAUAAAUGUUUCACUGCUAACGAUGGUGCACUAGCUAGUUCCAGUUUGUUCUUUGGGUGUCUCAAACUGAAGUACCGGAAACAAGUGGAACCGAACAAAAUAAGGACCUUUAGAUUUGACUUCAAAUUGGCUCUUUGCAUGACUUGAUCACGUGACUAACUUUCCGUAAACACAAAGACAGCUCACUUUUGAAGAAAAACAACUUUUGCCACGCAGUAACGCUUGCAUGGUUUUCCAUACCAAUCCUUAUAAAUUCUAAAAUUUUUAAACGGUCAUUAAAUCUUUCCUUUACGCAUUUAAAUUGCCUUUAUGAAUUAAAGGACAUUUGAGCCCUGUAAUGCUUAAGGAAAUAUUUUAUGACGCAAGCGUGACUGGAUGGCAAAAGUUGUUUUUCUCAUACAAGUGCUUCCAACUUUCGGCGGCCGUUGCAAUCGCUACUUUUGAGAUGUACGGCUGAAAAUGCUCAGGUUAGCUAAUUUUAAGAUGCUCUUUCACCUUGUGCUAACAAAAUGUUUCAAAAGUGAGCUGUUUUCGUGUUUACCGAAAGUUGGUCACGUGACCAAGUCAUGCAAAGAGCGUAUUAGAGCUGUACGAGUGGAAGUAUCAUCCCAGUUCGUGUGGUUAUAAGAGAGCCUAAGCAAAGGCUAAGCCUAAGCGACGCCGUUAACGGAAGAGAGAUUUACUUCAGGCAUCCCUUCAAGUCGCACACUUUCGGGAGUAUGCGACUCGAAGGGGUGUCUGAAAUUCAGGUUCCUUACAGAGACGAUUUUCUCGAAAAUUUGGGCAAGACCACUGUCAAAGAAUGCAAGAAAUCCACUUCCGGUCAAUGUACGUUGCUCAAAUCGUAUCAAUUAGGGAACUUUUG
This is a messenger RNA of Porites evermanni, 12551 nucleotides long. The record is from the annotation of a GenBank genome assembly. Lineage: Eukaryota; Metazoa; Cnidaria; Anthozoa; Scleractinia; Poritidae.